Zasmidium cellare ATCC 36951 is the source of this 558-nucleotide messenger RNA. RefSeq lists its product as uncharacterized. Bases 1 to 558 code for a protein of 185 amino acids. The transcript has 5 exons. Gene Ontology annotation, biological process: nucleoside triphosphate catabolic process. NCBI's taxonomy places the organism in Eukaryota, Fungi, Ascomycota, Dothideomycetes, Mycosphaerellales, Mycosphaerellaceae. The record is from RefSeq and is a predicted model, not a curated record. Gene Ontology annotation, molecular function: nucleoside triphosphate diphosphatase activity. Gene Ontology annotation, cellular component: cytoplasm.
AUGGCGCCCAAAGAACUCAACUUCAUCACCGGCAACAAGAACAAACUCGCAGAAGUGCAGGCGAUCCUCUCCGCGACGCCGGUCAAGCUCCAGAAUCAGAAUAUCGAUCUGCCCGAACUACAAGGCACGAUUGAGGAGAUUUCGAGGGAUAAGGCGGUUAGGGCCGCUGAGGCUGUGAGAGGGCCGGUUUUGGUCGAGGAUACGUGUUUGUGUUUCAAUGCUUUUAAUGAGUUGCCGGGGCCUUAUGUGAAGUGGUUCCUUAAGGCUCUUGGGGUGCAGGAGUUCCAUAAGCUGCUUGCUGGGUUCGAGGAUAAGUCUGCGCAAGCGGUUUGCACGUUUGCGUACUGUGAAGGUCCGGGACAUGAGCCGAUUGUGUUCCAAGGUCGGACGGAUGGCAAGAUCGUGCCGUGCAGAGGACCGACUGAUUUUGGUUGGGAUGCGUGCUUCGAGUACGAAGGCCAGACGUACGCUGAGAUGCCCAAGGUGGAGAAAAACAAGAUCUCGCAUCGCGGCAGGGCUCUGGAGAAGCUGGUCGAGUGGUUGAAGCAGGAGGUGUAG